CUCACCACCACAUUCCUGACAUUUCCCUUGCUUAGGCAACAUCCUGUCCUGAUAGCCAGCUUAAUUCCCUUUCUGGUACCCCCGGUCCCCUGCCCCAUACAGCGGCUGUUGGUCCUGUCCUGGGGUAACGUUACCCACCGGUGCCGGCGGCUCACACGAAGUGAAAAUGGACUUCAGCCAACAGCAGGCCUUGCUGAAGGAACGCCAGAGGCAGUACCAGGAGAGUUUGGGUGCAGAAAUGGAACAUUCCAACUUGUACGGUUUCCGUGUCCCUUCUCGCCUGCCCCUGUGCAGCACCACCUCCAUGGAUGUGAAUGUGUGUGACCUGGAGGAUCUCUCCCUGGACGACAUGUCCAACCCUGGCAGCCUCGGCACACCGGAUGACCUGGAAUAUGACUUUGAUGAUGCAGAUGUUUUUGACAUUGUGGAUUUCGAAGACACAGACUUGGAUAAGGGUGGAAAGGUACAGCUGCUGGCCAGGCAGGAGGUACAGCUGCUGCCAAGGCAGGAGGUACAGCUGCUGGACAGGCAGGAGGUACAGCUGCUGGUCAGGCAGGAGGUACAGCUGCUGGACAGGCAGGAGGUACAGCUGCUGGACAGGCAGGAGGUACAGCUGCUGGUCAGGCAGGAGGUACAACUGCUGCCAAGGCAGGAGGUACAGCUGCUGCCCAAGCAGGAGGCACAGCUGGUUAUCAACAAGCUAACAAGCAGAUUCCUGCAGCAGGAUCAGCCUUGA
Molecule: messenger RNA, 736 nt
Organism: Branchiostoma floridae (Florida lancelet)
Lineage: Eukaryota; Metazoa; Chordata; Leptocardii; Amphioxiformes; Branchiostomatidae
Exons: 4
Coding region: 167-736 (189 amino acids)
Source: RefSeq, a predicted model, not a curated record